AUGACCUCAAGCAACCUUAAUCUUCGUGUUUUCUGUGCAAUCUUUUUGACUACCUUCAACUUCAUAUCAGCGGAUGAACAAUGUUCAUUUGAAUAUAAUCCUGGAUUAAUAACCUUAGGUUUUAAUAAUUUGUAUACUUGCACUGUGUUUAAUUCAACGGAACCAACUACAAAACUUCAAAAUAAUCGACACUGGCCACGCAGAACGAACAACGAUGUGAAAUAUGUUCAGAUUCAAUUUGAUGGAUUUUACCAAGAAUUCGAUCAAUUUUACUGCUUUUCAUUCAAAAACUUGGAACAAUUUGGAAUUUCUGGCAUAAAAAUCCAAAAAUUUGGUUCAAAUUUCUUCAAAGAUUGCAAUAAUUUGAAGCACAUUUCAAUCUCAUCCAACGGAGUCAAGGAACUUCCAGCAGAUCUCUUACUUGGGACUACAAUUCUUGAUCAAUUGGAUAUAACAAACAAUGACUUUGAAACACUGCCUGAAGCGAUCUUUUCAAAUUUAAAUCAACUUACACAUUUGCAUCUUGACUUUAAUAAAAUUAAAGAUUUACCGCCAAAAAUCUUCUCGUCACUCACAAAUCUGAAACUAUUAAGCAUCAGAGGCAAUCAAAUCACAAAGUUGAAUCCAAAAUGGUUUGAGAAUCUUCAAAAUUUGGAGUUUUUGCAAAUGAACAACAAUAAAGUUAAGGAACUUCCUGACAACACCUUCAUGUACUUAACUGGAUUGACUCACUUGGAAUUUACUAACAAUGGACUUCAAACACUCAAUCCAAAUUCAUUUGAAAAUCUCAAAAGCCUUAAAACUUUGUACUUGUCUGAAAAUGACAUCACUGGAUUCCCCAAAAAUGUCUUCAAACCUCUCGAAAAUUUAACAUUUUUAUGGAUCAACGACAACAAAAUAAAAACAAUCCACUCAGACUCAUUUGGAAUGCACAAUAGUUUGGUCAUGUCUGGGAUGUCCAACAACAAGAUUGAAGCCAUUGAUGAGAAAUUCAUUGAUAAUGUGGCAAUAACAAAUUUGUUCUUGUUUGGUAAUGAAUGCAUUGAUGAUUGGAUCAGGAGUAACGACAGGAGUGUUUUUAAAAUGGAAUUGAAGCAGUGCUUUGAGAAUUAUCAGCCGAGAGAAGAGGAUGAAAAUUAAUAACAUUUCUUACAACUCUACAAAACGUUGAUGGAGUUAAAAGAGAAUAAAAAUGCUGACUUUAUGAUGACAGUGACUGUAAUAAAAGCCAAACUAAUAAAUCCUUUUUAAAUGUUUUGUAAGCCUGAAUCUGAGUGAAUUGUUCUUAUUUUGUUGUCACCGUGCCAUAAAAAUGAUAAAAC
Molecule: messenger RNA, 1322 nt
Organism: Chironomus riparius
Lineage: Eukaryota; Metazoa; Arthropoda; Insecta; Diptera; Chironomidae
Source: the annotation of a GenBank genome assembly